This is a messenger RNA of Aureobasidium uvarum, 1581 nucleotides long. NCBI's taxonomy places the organism in Eukaryota, Fungi, Ascomycota, Dothideomycetes, Dothideales, Saccotheciaceae. The record is from the annotation of a GenBank genome assembly.
AUUAAGCCUCAUAACUAUUUGGGCGAGGAAGAGGAGGAGGAAGAAGAAGAAGAAGAGGAGGAGGAGGAGGAGGAAGAGAUGGAAGGGCAUAGAACCCACAACUACGAAAUGCCUGCCGCUCAGCGCCACGUCCAGGCCAACAACUUCAAAAACGGAAGGGCUUCACCAGGAAAGAGCGUGUCCUUCCAAGACUACGCCACUCAGUACAUGGUCAAUGCCGAUGGCGACGAGCAGAUUGAUGCCGAUGCCGCCAAUCAGCUACAGACAGAGGACCGCCAGGCAAGAGAUGUAGGCAAUCGCUUAACGCGGUCUAGAAGCCCUAGCAAGCGUAGCAUAUCUAGAGUUGAUUUGCACAGAGCCUCUAAAGAGAACGUCAGUGGGACACAGAGAAACACAUCAAGGGGCCCUGCACCUGCAUCCGCAUAUUCCAGCGGACGCCCAGAAGAUCAACUGGAGCCAACUUCCCGAUAUCCCGGAUCCGCAGACCCAACUCCUCCAGAAAACCUCACACCACAAGAGAGGAAAGACAACGAGCUCGACGCAGUCGUCAUGGCAACAUUGGCAAAAAUCCGCACUAGCAUUGAUUCCCUCUGCGACCGUUACUUCAGAAGAGACAUCAGAAGGCCUUAUCUCACGAAGAUGCUUAAGGAAAUGCUCAAGACUAUUGAAAGGGGGAACGAGUGGGAGUUCAUAAACUUCUGCAGGGCCAUUUCCGAAGGCGGCGGUGAUGCGAAGACAUGGCAACAGGUCGUCGCAGACUCAACUUGUCGUCAUGGUCUCAGUUAUGGCAUCAUUCAUAGGGUGCUGGUACAGCAUGUCUUCAAGAGCCUGUUGUUUGGCGGGCCUCCAGAGCUGUCGGCAAGGCUGGAGCAAAUGGAAAGACACCAAGAAAAUGAGGACGGAUUCUUCAGAGAACAACAGCGAGCUGGGUACGUCGCAUCUUAUGAGCUGCAAUACAGGGUGGAUCUCAACCAGACCGACGAGCGAAAGUUUGCCAAUCUUGACCUCGCCCUGAAGAUUUCCAGAUUACUGCAGCCGCUUUGGGACCUCGACCGUGAGAAUACAGAAGAAGAUUUCAGGCAGUUGCAGCAAAAGGUAUUCAUGAUCGUCAAAAUGGCAGCGGAACUCGCAACACUCAUGAGGAAAAGCGGCGACUAUGUCCUCUACCAGUUCGGACACGUCUUCAAGGACCAGGUGGCGGAUCGUACGACGAUGGAAGUGCUGAACUUUGGACAGAUGGAGCAAGAGUACAAGGCGAGUAAAGGAGCCGAUCAGGUCUUGAUCAGGAUGGUAUGUGGUGACCCAUUGUAUGCGUUCAGGAAGGGGGGUGGUGUUCUGGCCGAGAGAAUACUGGAGAAGGAGGAGAAGGAGCAGGACCUGAGUAUCGCUCCAGAGCUGGGACACCUGCCACGGAACCACUAUCGCGGUCGCCUCAUCACAGCACAUGACGGUUACAGGGCCAAGUUCUUGGCCAAGGCGCAGGUGAUUGGGCGGGUCGAGGAGAUAAGCAGCGAGAGCACGGCAACGGAUCUGAUGGAGGCGAUCCGUCUUCUGAAAGACGAGGGAUGUACGGCGCAGUAA